AUGUCGCAAACUCUCAACCACUCAACCCCAAUCAUCAUCGUUGGGGCAGGCGUCUUUGGCCUGUCCACUGCAUGGUGGAUCGCUCGAGCCGGGUACCGCAACAUACGCGUGCUCGACCGAUGGCAAGUCCCAUCCCCUUCGUCCGCGGGCUACGACCGAAACAAGAUCAUUCGCACCGAGUACGUCGACGGCCACUUCUCCGUCCUCUCGCAGGAGGCGAUCCAGUUCUGGCGAGAGCCGCUCUGGAGAGACGUCUUCCAUCCUACUGGCUGGUUAUACGGAACCGACGGGUCUCUAGACGAGGAUAGAGCAAAGACCUUUGACACUGCUGUCGCCAAUACGCGCUCUCUGGGCGACCCGUCUCACAUCGUCGACCUGCCCGACUGGCAGCACAUGUUCGACUUGUAUCCGUCAAUGGGGUACGCCCAUCAUCGACGCCAGAGGCAGCACGGACGGUAUCCGACAGCGAAAGACAACGAAUCCACCCCAGCUGGCGAGAAGGCAAAUGAUCCCCCUGCCACCUUCCGAGGGAUAUACAACCGCAAUGCCGGCUGGGUCGAGUCCACGCACGCCAUGACAAUCCUAAAGCGCGAAUGCACCAGACUCGGCGUCGAAUUCAUCGCCGGUGAAUCAGGCACUGUAACAGGCUUCGUGCGGGACCCCAACAACCCCAGAACCGUCACCGGCGUGCACACCGCAAACAAGACCAUCUGGCACGCCGGCAAAGUCAUCGUCUCCGUCGGCGCAUACUCGGAGACCCUGCUCGACUUCAAGAACCAGCUGCACGCCGUCGGAUACCCCGUCACGCACAUCCGCAUGACCGAGGAGCAGUACCAGCGGUACAAGGACCUGCCUGUCGUCGCUAUCACCCGCCGGGGAUACUUCUUCCCCCCGAACGAGGACCGCAUUUUCAAGAUCUGCACCAUGGAUAUCACCAUGGUCAACCGCGAGCGCUGGUCCGAGCCCCAGCCCGUGGGCGAGGGCGAGGGCGAGGGCGACUUGGGCAGGGUGCGAAGCCUGCCGCGCGACCAGGCGUACCACCCGACGGACACGCAGCCGCGGAUCAGCCGGCUGAAGACGCUCGAGUUUGCACGGUACAUAUUGCCCGAGUUUGGCGACGCCGAGGUGGAGAGUAGCAAGCUAUGCUGGGACGUGGAGACCCACGACGACCACUGGAUCAUCGACUACCACGACUCUGCGCCGGAUUCGCUGUUCAUUGCCACGGGGGGCAGUGGGUAUUCGUUCAAGAACCUCACCAACGUCGGCAAGUACGUUGUGCAGGCGCUGGAGGGGACGCUGGAUGACCGGUGGAAGGAGUACUGGCGUUGGCGGCCGGAUCGUGUAGGGCUAUUUCCGGAGAGAGAGCACAGGAAUGCGCGGGUCAAGUAUGACUUGCGGGACUGUGAGGGAUGGAGACACACUGCUACACGUUUAUAG
Molecule: messenger RNA, 1437 nt
Organism: Aspergillus puulaauensis
Lineage: Eukaryota; Fungi; Ascomycota; Eurotiomycetes; Eurotiales; Aspergillaceae
Product: NAD(P)/FAD-dependent oxidoreductase
Exons: 1
Coding region: 1-1437 (478 amino acids)
Molecular function (GO): saccharopine oxidase activity; sarcosine oxidase activity; flavin adenine dinucleotide binding
Source: RefSeq, a predicted model, not a curated record